Molecule: messenger RNA, 2659 nt
Organism: Staurois parvus
Lineage: Eukaryota; Metazoa; Chordata; Amphibia; Anura; Ranidae
Source: the annotation of a GenBank genome assembly
AGGGUCCCAAUCAAGAUGGAGGAAUCGAGAAGAAUUCAGGCUGAAGUGGAGAAGUUGGGUCGAACGCUCUCUGAGUACGAACACCAUGCGCUUAGGAUGAUGUACGAGUAUUUCAAAGGCGAUAUCAUCUGUGUCCUGGAAUAUCUACCUACUCACAGCUUCCUGUGUGAGUCUCAGAAUUACAUGAGCUUGAACACCGAGCACUACAGAACAAUGGAGAAGCAAAUUGGUCCAGAAGCCUUUGCGCAAUUGCUGCUAGAAGACGUUCUGGCCAUGGGGAGAGAUGCCGUCAUCGGGUUCUUCAAAACUCUGUGCGCUCUACAAAAAGACCACCAGCACCCAAAUUUGUUGGGAGUUAUCGACGAGAUCAACGUGGCAGAUCAGAGUGAUGUCAUGUUAUUGGCACACAUCAUUGAGGACACAACAGAUUCUACAGUGCCUCCAGAGCAGAAAGAAAUCUGGACUCACCAUAAAAGUCAUCUGCUGAAGAUAACACGGACUCUUGUGGAGAAUAAACCUCCGGGAUCGACGUGGAAUCAACAGGGAUUUCCAAUCUCUGAGCGCUAUUUGGAUCUAAUAGUUGUUUCUACUUAUCAACUUAAACAGCGUUCUCAGCAUGAGAUCUUAUACACCGGUAGUCAACAUGAACUUUUUUGGAAGCAAGCCAAACACGGCCUGGAACGCAUUAGCAUCGACAAGCUAUUCCGCUGGUGCCACCGAUCUGAAUGCAUGCCACGUGCCGUCUUGGUGAGCGGAGUGCCGGGAGUAGGAAAGACCACCAUGAUGCAGAAAUUUGUCUUUGACUGGGUGAACGGCAGCCUGUAUCAGAGGUUCAAUUUUGUUUUUUUCUUCAAAUUUCGGGACCUCAAUCGACAUAAUAAAGAGAUCACCUUGGAGGAGAUGAUUUGUACGGAGUAUCCGUAUCUGGAGAUUUAUCUUAGCGACAUCUUCCAAAAUCCAGAAAAAUUGCUCUUCAUACUUGAUGGCUUAGAUGAAAGCAAUCACCACAUAGAUUUCAAAGCAGGUCCACUGUGCAGAAACACAAAGCAACCGGUACAACUUGGUUCAAUUGUGGUUAGUUUGGUGAAACAAUCUCUACUCAAGGGAUGUUCUGUCUUGAUGACCAGUCCGCCCAACAAAACUGGCAGACAUCAAUACCAGUGACUUCCAGAGAUUAUCGGAGAUUGUGGGGUUCUUUCCCGCAGAGAGAAGGAAGUAUUUCAACAAUUUUUUUGACAAUCCAGAUUUGGCAAAAAAGGCUUUUCAUUACGUUAGAGAGAACGGGACAUUGUACACAUUCUGUUACAUCCCAACAUACUGCUGGAUUGUCUGCACAGUGCUGUCAAUGAGCUUUAGAAACCAAUCCAACAUGGAUCAGCUGAUGGAAUCGUUGCCCAAAACGGUGACACAACUCUUUGUGACCUUUGUCUCUAACCUUCUGGCCAAUCACAGCCAAACUGUCGACAAAGACGAAGCUAAAAAAACUGCUCAAAUCCAUGGGGAAGAUGGCAGAACAUGGCGUCAUGAACCAUAUUCUUACAUUUGAGAGGAGAGAUCUGGAUUCAUUCGACCUUAGAUCUUUGGAACAUCUUCAAUCAAGCUUCAUGGUGGAAUCUAAACAGUCCUCUUAUGUGACUUAUUCCUUCUUCCAUCUCACCAUUCAAGAAUUUGUGGGCGCCUUGUCUCAUUUCAUUGACUAUUCUCCAGAAGGACUAAGGUCUUCCAUCGAGAAAGCCUGUUCCUUUGACGAUAAUCGAGGAGAACUCUUUCUCCGUUUUCUCAUCGGACUUUCUCAUAAUACCACCAGAUUUCUUUUGGCUGAGUAUCUUGAUGCACGUGCUUCAAAUGCAGCCAAGCAAGUGAUCAAUUGGCUGAGUGAUUUGAUUUCAUCAUACAACAUGACAGGAGGUUCAGAUGAUGACACAAGAGAAAGCUGAUGAAUAUUUUCACCUACCUUUAUGAGUCUCAGACAGAUGCUCUGGUAGCACGUUUGCUCAAUUCGAUGACAAAUUUUGACUUUUCUGAAUUUCACUUGGCACCAUUGGACUGCACGGUGUUGAGGUUUAUCCUCAAGAUAAGCAAGAACACAGAAAGUCUUGAUUUAGACUCUUGUUUCAUCCAUAGUGAGGGCUUGGAGCGUCUUGGUACAAUUCUACAUACAGUGAAAGAUCUUAGGCUCUCUAACAACGACCUGAAGGAUGAUGACAUGAAGAUCAUUCAUGGUAUACUACUGAACCCUGACUGCAAGAUCCAAAAACUGAGUCUGAGGAAAAACGCUCUGUCGUACAAUUCCUGUUCAUUGUUGGCCGAAGCAGUAAGAGGGAAUCAGACUCUGCAGGAGCUGGACCUUUCCAGGAACAACAUGGCUGGACCGCAUUUUGAGGAACUACUAACUGCCAUUGCCGGUUCCAGGAUAACACACUUGUUUCUCCAGCAAGUGAAGCUGACGGACGAGUAUGCCCAACAUCUGCUGGUGCUCAGCAACCACCGGAACCUCACACACCUCAACCUGAGUCUGAACUACCUCACCGACGCCAGCGCAGAGUACAUCACCAGGCUUAAAAAGACUUCACCAAACCUCCAACAGAUCAGGAUCGAGACCAAUGAAUUCUCCAGAGCCGUGGAAGAAAACUUCAGACGAAUGCAGAUCACGGACUGA